Messenger RNA from Mucor velutinosus, 975 nucleotides. RefSeq lists its product as uncharacterized. Lineage: Eukaryota; Fungi; Mucoromycota; Mucoromycetes; Mucorales; Mucoraceae. Gene Ontology annotation, cellular component: peroxisomal membrane. The record is from RefSeq and is a predicted model, not a curated record. The coding region runs from base 1 to 975 and encodes 324 amino acids. The transcript has 2 exons. Gene Ontology annotation, biological process: peroxisome organization.
AUGGCUUCCGAAAAGACACGCUCGUUUAUUUGUGUCGGUGUGUCAUGUUUAUUUACGAUAGUGUAUGCGGGAUGGAUCAUUCUUUUGCAGCAACAACAAAUCCAUUUGAGUUCAUUGAUAUGGUUUGCUUUGGUGAUGAUCAUGUGUGCUCAUAGUCCGUGGGUACAGCCAAUUCAAAUGGCCUGUGUCCGUGCUAUUUUACCCCUGAUUUCGUACGCCAUGGCCAAGAACACCACUACCACCGAUGCCAACCAUUGCAUGAAAGAGGAGCCAGCAGAAAACCAAAGGCGAUAUCGGUUUGAACUAUAUCACCAUCAACGUUGGUGGUUUCCUACUGGCUGGAGCAACCUUUUACUACCACAAGACCGUGCAGUUUGGACGGAUGCUCAUUUAGAAGCAGCACCUUCUAUCAACAAUUUUUGUUUGCCACCAAAGACAACAAGCACAUUACCAGACACCAAUCAACAAAAGAUUGUAUCAUGGACUUGGGUAGAUCCCGAAUGGUCGAGAUAUCAAGAUGCGACCACAGACAAGGGUGGUUGGGAAUAUGGAAAUUGGCACUGGAAACAAUGGGCUGUUCAAUCCAUCGGAUUAGGCAUUUGUACUAGAAGACAGAAAUGGUAUCGAGAUGCUCAACGCACGGAAUGCUUGGUUCAGCUGCCUACAAAUCAUCAUCAUCAUCAGCAACAAGAAGAGGUCAUUCAUUGGGAUAAUCAGAGCAUCACAACCAACAACAGCAGCAGCGGUAAUGGCAGUAGCCUCAGUGGCAUCAUGACACCAGUCGACCCCAUUAUUGUUUCAUUCGACAACAAAGGAGAAAGAAUGCUUCGUCGUCGUUCAUCUAAUCUAUCCAACAAAAGUGUUAUAUUCAACAAUACACUAGAAGUAUGUUCCAAUUCUCCAUCAGCGGAUGACUUGUACAACAAAUACUGCAAAUCACCUAAACCUCAAGUCCUUAAACGAUUCAGCAUAUAA